This is a messenger RNA of Humulus lupulus (European hop), 762 nucleotides long. RefSeq lists its product as uncharacterized. The record is from RefSeq and is a predicted model, not a curated record. NCBI's taxonomy places the organism in Eukaryota, Viridiplantae, Streptophyta, Magnoliopsida, Rosales, Cannabaceae. The transcript is spliced from 2 exons. The coding region runs from base 1 to 762 and encodes 253 amino acids.
AUGAAUAUCCGUGCGAAGUUCAAAACUGACCAUUGCCAUGAAGAAUUCUUCCUUGCAGCGAAAGCUUAUAGAAAGCGAGAGUUUUUACGCCAUUUUGAGAAGAUUAAAUUCAAAGAUCUUGCAAUUGCUCAAUACUUAGAGAAUCAAGUGGGUUUUGAAAAGUGGGCUCGUUCUUUCUUUCCUGGUCAUCGAUAUAAUUUAAUGACUACAGGUAUUGCCGAAAGCUGGAACAAUGUCAUUGCUGAGGCACGUGGGUGGCCAAUUACUUGUCUCAUGGAAUUUAUGAGGCACACUUUACAAAAAUGGUUUUUCGAGCGUCGAACUGCAGCAUCAACGGCUACAAGUCCUCUUGCCACAGAAGUGGAAGCUGAUUUGCGAAAGUUAGCAGACAAGUCCACUACCUCGUUCUCUUUUCCGUCUAGUCUUCCUUGUGAACACGCUCUAGCUGGUGCUCGAGAUCGUGGCAUUAGUCCAUAUAGUUUAUGCUCCAGAUUCUACACAGUUGAAGCGUGGUUGUCAUCCUAUGGUGGAUCUGUAUAUACGCUGGGUAAUGAAGAAUCUUGGGUGAUACCAAAUGACAUAGGAAGUAUGAUGAUAGCUCCUCCUUUAGUGAAGCAGAAGGCUGGUCGUCCAAAGAAGAAACGACGUUUAUCAAAGGGUGAGAAGAAUAGCAAACAAAAUAGAUGUAGUAGAUGUGGUGUCCUGGGCCACAAUCGAGUGACGUGCACCACUGUUUGUCCCCCACCGUCUAGACAUGCUUAG